Messenger RNA from Salvelinus namaycush (lake trout), 1220 nucleotides. RefSeq names its product aquaporin-12-like. The record is from RefSeq and is a predicted model, not a curated record. The coding region runs from base 113 to 949 and encodes 278 amino acids. The transcript has 3 exons. Gene Ontology annotation, molecular function: channel activity. Gene Ontology annotation, cellular component: membrane; cytoplasm. Gene Ontology annotation, biological process: transmembrane transport. NCBI's taxonomy places the organism in Eukaryota, Metazoa, Chordata, Actinopteri, Salmoniformes, Salmonidae.
AAAAACACUUCUCCACGUUGUCACAAAACACAGACAGCAAACUGCGCAACAAGUCAUACACUGUGUGAGAAGAACCAGCGAGGUGUAGUAGCUAGCAUCUGUGAACCUAACUAUGUCUGAGCUUGAUGUCUCCCUUGGUUACUUUCUUGCUGUUGUGGCGUUUGGUGCAGCCUUUAGAGUCCUUUUCAGAAAAUGGCCUUGUUUGAGCUUUGCAGCAGAGUUCACAACAUCAUUUGUGCUGGUGGCAUGCUGGCUGGAGGUGCAGACCAUUAUAGAGAUUGGCGAGUGGGCAGGGGUACUGGAAUCAGACGUUACUCUAACCAUACGGUUUGUGGUGCUGCUGACCCAUGGUGUGAUAUGUGCUGGAGCCACUGGAAACCCCUCCCUGACUCUGAUGAAUUUCCUGCUGCUGGAGACCCCUACUCUGCACACUCUGCUGGCUUUCGCUGCUCAGUUCCUGGGGGCACACCUGGCCCUGAUUGUAGCUGGCUACUACUGGGCAAUGGAGCUCAAUGACAUGCACAUAAUUAAGAACCUGAUAUUUAGGGAGUGCAGCACAGCCCUGCGUGUCUCCCUGGUGCAGGGGGUCUAUUCUGAGUGUGUGUGUGCAUUCAUCUUCUAUCUGAUAUACCUCAGCCUGAGAUGUCGCUCUGCGUUGAUUCGGGUGCCUUUCUUUGCAGCUGUGCUCACCCUUCUCUCCCAUGCAGCCAGUGGUUAUACCUCAGCUUUCCUGAACCCCUCCCUGGCCUAUGGCCUUACCUUCUACUGUCCUGGGUUUACCUUUACGGAGUACUCAGUGGCCUACUGCCUUGGGCCCAUUAUUGGAAUGACCCUGGCCCUUCUCCUGUACAUGGGUCACAUCCCCAGGAUUUUUGCAAAGAAUCUGCUGUAUUCCCAGAAGACCCACGUACAGGUGCCAAAGGGGGACGGAGAUAAAAAGAAAAAGUGAAAGAAAGACAUCAUCCACCUCAGCUGAAGCAAUAUAGGACAUAUGAGUGUAUUAGGAACACACUACUCAAUUUUGUUCCUAUUGGGAGAAGAUAUUUCAUUAUGCACUGAGCAUUAUAUUCAACAGCCAAUUCUCUCCUUAAGUUACUGACAAAAAAGGUGUGGGCUGUAGAGCAUCUGUACAUUUAUGAUAGUACAAGUUACAACUCAUAUAUCGCCUGUGUUCUUACAGAAGUAAUAAAUCAAUAAAAAAUAAAUGUGUAUGAAAAAAA